AUGGAGCACACGACAUUAGCGAGCUUGCAGGCGGCAUCCACAUCAGGUGUCAACCCUUUCGAAGCGCUCCUAGGUCAUCUUGCGAGCACUCUUUAUCCGACGCCCAGCCACGGCUUCGAAGCACGGCUAUGGACACUCUCAGCGCUAUCGGGCGUUCACAUCAUCGUCAGCAUCGUCUUCAUGAUAGUCUCGAUGCCAAAGGGUAGGUUCUAUUUCUUCAAAGUCGUCAAGCGAUCCGAGGGCAGCUUUGUCGCCAUGAACCCGCUUUUCGAGCUCAUGCUAGAGACGCUCUCUGGCGGUCUGAUCAUCUAUUCUUGUGCAAUGUACUAUCGUGCCUACAUCAGACGAGGGGACUUGAGCAGCAUCGUCCCUCUACAUGCGCUCACCUGGGUCCCGCUUUGGUCAGCCUACUGGAGUCAUAUCAUUGCCAACAUUCAAGCGCUGUCUAUCAUGCCAGCGAAGACGAUCGUGCGCCCAUAUCUGCUCACCUGGCUGGCGUAUGGCGUGCCCUUUGUCAUCUUUGUACCGGUCGUCACCCUCGCAGGAAUUGCGUGGCACCAAUGGCUGCACAUUCUCGACCUCAUACAUGCUUUACAGACCAACCUCCGACAAGGCGAUGCGCUCUACCAGACUGAUCCUGCGAGCGCGAUAGCGUAUCUGCAGACGCUUACGCCGCAGCUGCAGUCACUGUCGCAGUCUGAAGAUCGUCUGGCUCUCUACGCAAAAGCCAUCUCAGUGACCUGGGUCAUCAAGCUCGUCGUCGCUCUCGUUGGAACGUACUUCUCCGUGGCGAUGCUCAAACAUAUUUCUGCGACGCUCGCUUAUCAUACCAGAGGCAACACCCAACGUGUGACGGUGCCCGACGAGAUGGUCACGCUGGACGUGAGCCGCAGCGAAUUCAAAUCACAGCAUCUUGAGCCAGGUCGCGGGAUAGCGUCAAUGAUCCAGCGCGAUGCCGAGCGGGCCACUCGCAUCCAGCGACUGACGGGCCUCAAAUGGGCCAUUGCUGUGCUCAGCAUCGUCGGAACGAUCGUCUGUACUGUCAGCCUGGUCGCCGCUCUCAUCACUGCUAUCAGGCCGGCGGAAACACUCGAUCGGUGGCCAGUCAACGAAUAUGUAUCACUGGGGAUAUCGUGGGCGUAUAUCAUACUCAUCAUUCCUGCCAGGAUAGCACAGAUCACGCAACAUCUGCUUCAGUCUAAGCGGCAAAAGGCCCAGGUGACUCAAGUAAACGGGUCAGAAGACGAUUGCGACAAGGACGCUAGCACGAUGAAAGGAUCAGCCGAUUCUCUCGGCCUCAAGCUAGAGCUGCCCACCCAGGCCAUCAACGCCCGCGCUGCGAAGCCCUCGUCCGACCUCUGGCAGCCACCGAGCGGUUCAGAUGGCGUUGUCCGCACGCCAGACGAUUGA
Molecule: messenger RNA, 1410 nt
Organism: Mixia osmundae IAM 14324
Lineage: Eukaryota; Fungi; Basidiomycota; Mixiomycetes; Mixiales; Mixiaceae
Exons: 3
Coding region: 1-1410 (469 amino acids)
Source: RefSeq, a predicted model, not a curated record